Molecule: messenger RNA, 615 nt
Organism: Cicer arietinum (chickpea)
Lineage: Eukaryota; Viridiplantae; Streptophyta; Magnoliopsida; Fabales; Fabaceae
Molecular function (GO): zinc ion binding; nucleic acid binding
Source: RefSeq, a predicted model, not a curated record
AUGCAGAUGGAAGCAGAUCAAAAAGUAAGUGAUUACUUCUCAAAAUUAACAGCCAUUGUCAACCAUAUGAGAACACUUGGGGAGAACAUUACAGAUCAAAUGUUAGUAGAAAAGGUGCUGAGAUCUUUAAGUCCAAAGUUUGAUUUCAUAGUUGUAGCUAUUCAAGAAGCAAAGGAUGUGAAAAAUAUGAAAAUCGAAGAACUGCAAAAUUCACUAGAAGCACAUGAGCUGUUGGUGCUUGAUAGAAGUUAUGAAAGAUCAGUUCAACAAGCAUUUCAAGUUCAAACUUCCAAGAAGGAGGGAUAUCAUAAUGAUUUCAAGAAGAAGGGAAAAAGCAAAGCAAAUUGGUCCAACAAUGGAAAGAAUAAGAUUGAAGACAAAGCUGAAUCUUCAAGAAGAAGAGGUUUUGGCAGAAGCCAGAACAAGAGGAGGGAUUUUGACAAAAGUAAGGUACAAUGCUUCAACUGUGACAAGCAUGGGCACUUUGUUGAUGAAUGUUGGUUCAAGAAAGAUCAAAAGAUUGAUGAAGAAGCGAAUCUGGCUCAUGGAGAUAAUUCCAGCACAGUGUUGAUGAUGGCUACUACCAGUGAUGCAAAGAUUAAGAAUGAAGAGUAG